Molecule: messenger RNA, 3160 nt
Organism: Hippopotamus amphibius kiboko
Lineage: Eukaryota; Metazoa; Chordata; Mammalia; Artiodactyla; Hippopotamidae
Gene: VILL
Product: villin like
Exons: 21
Coding region: 434-3016 (860 amino acids)
Biological process (GO): cytoskeleton organization; actin filament severing; actin polymerization or depolymerization
Cellular component (GO): actin cytoskeleton; cytoplasm
Molecular function (GO): actin filament binding; phosphatidylinositol-4,5-bisphosphate binding
Source: RefSeq, a predicted model, not a curated record
GGUUCCCAUGGCGCCCUUGGGGGAGUCGCUCCCGGACCGUGCGCGCCCGGGUGACCGUGUCACUGCUUCUCCGCAGCCUGCAGCCAGGUGGGGGUGAAGUGGACCCACGUGGGCCCAAGGCUACUCUCAAGCGCGUGGGACCGGACGUUUCCAGGCCGUGGGAUCCAGGAACCGAGGCAGCAGCUCCGCCCCUGGCCCGAGUCCUGUCCGCGCUCAGGAGGGGCGCACCCCUCCCCACAGGACCCGGUCCCCACGAGAGGCGACAUCCUGCACCUGUCUGGGAGGGACUCGGAUGAGACCUGGGACACCAGGACACGGAGCUGGGAAGCAGAGCGCAGGAGAACCAGUGCCUAUUGCAUCCCUUUCUUGGGUCUGAGGAAGCUGUCCCUGUUUGCAGAACGUGUGCUUGUAUGCAGAGCCUCUUCUCUGCAGGAUGGACAGCAGCAGGGGCCUCCCAGCCAUCGAGAGCCACAGGGACCUCCACGUAUGGAUCAUUGAGAACCUGAAGAUGGUGCUGGUCCCCGAGCGGGCUCAUGGGAGCUUCUUUGAGGAGCACUGCUACAUUGUCCUGCACGUCCCCCAGAACCUGAAGGCCACGCCGGGCGCGCCCAAAGACCUGCACUACUGGGUCGGGAAGGAGGCUGGUGCGGAGGCGCAGGGUGCGGCGGGCUCCUUCAUGCAGCACCUCCGUGAGGCGCUGGGUGGCGCCACCGUGCAGCACCGCGAGGCUCAGGGCCACGAAUCCGCCUGUUUUCGCAGCUGCUUCCGCCCAGGAAUCGUCUACAGGAAGGGCGGCCUGGCCUCCGCCCUCAAGCAUGUGGAGACCAACGUGUACAACAUCCAGCGCCUGCUGCGCGUCAGAGCGGGGAAGCACGUGUCGGCCACCGAGGUGGAGCUCUCCUGGCACAGCUUCAAUAAGAGUGACAUCUUCCUGCUAGACCUGGGCAAGAUGCUCAUCCAGUGGAAUGGGCCCAAGACCAGCGCUGCCGAGAAGGCGCGGGGCCUGGCCCUCACCCGCAGCCUCCAGAACAGAGAGCGUGGUGGUCGUGCACAGAUUGGCGUGGUGGAUGACGAGACCGAAGCCAGUGACCUCAUGCAGAUCAUGAAAGCUGUGCUGGGCUGCAGAGCGGGCAACCUGCACGCCGCCAUGCCCAGCGAGAGUAUUGACCAGCUGCAGAAGGCCAAUGUCCGCCUCUACCAUGUCUACGAGAAGGGCAAGGAUCUGGUGAUCCAGGAGUUAUCAACCUGCCCACUGACCCAAGAUCUGCUGCGGGAGGAGGACUGCUACAUCCUGGACCAGGGUGGUUUCAAGAUCUACGUGUGGCAUGGACGCAUGACCAGCCUCCAGGAGAAAAAGGCUGCCUUCAGUAGGGCUCUGGGCUUCAUCCAGGCCAAGGGCUACCCAAGCUACACCAGCGUGGAGGUGGUGGACGAUGGCGCCGAGUCCGCCGCGUUCAAGCAGCUCUUCCGUUCCUGGUCUGGGGAGCAGCGCAAGAAUAAGAACCUCCGCGGGCUGGGUAAACUGCUUCAGGUGAAGCUGGACGUGGGCAGGCUGCACAGCCAGCCUGAGUUAGCGGCCCAGCUCCGGAUGGUGGACGACGGUUCUGGGAAGGUGGAGGUGUGGUACAUCCAGGGCUUACGCAGGCAGCCCGUGGACCCCAAGCAUCCUGGACAGUUGUAUGCAGGCAACUGCUACCUUGUCCUCUACACAUACCAGAAGAUGGGCCUCAUCCAGUACAUCCUGUACCUGUGGCAGGGCUGCCAGGCCACCACACACGACAUCAAGGCCCUGCAGGGCAACGCUGAGGAGCUGGACCUGCAGUACCGUGGAGCCCUGGUGCAAGCGCACGUGACCAUGGGCAGCGAGCCCCCUCACUUCCUCGCCAUCUUCCAGGGCCAGUUGGUGGUCUUCCAGGGGAGCGCUGAGCACAACGGGAAGGGGCAGCCAGCGUCCGCCACGAGGCUCUUCCACACCCAAGGCACCGACAGCUACAACACCCGGACCCUGGAGGUGCCAGCCCGUGCCUCAGCCCUCAACUCCAACGACGUCUUCCUGCUGGUCACAGCCGGCCUCUGCUACCUCUGGUUUGGGAAGGCCUGCAGUGGUGACCAGCGUGAGAUGGCACGGACAGUGGUCACGGUCAUCUCCAGGAAGGACAAGGAAAUGGUGCUGGAGGGUCAGGAGCCUUCCCACUUCUGGGAGGCCUUGGGGGGCCGGGCGCCCUACCCCAGCAACAAGAGGCUCCCCGAGGAUGUGUCCAACUUCCAGCCACGACUGUUUGAGUGCUCCGGCCAGACGGGUCCCCUGGUCCUCACGGAAGUGGUGUUCUUUAGCCAAGAGGACCUGGACAAGUAUGACGUCAUGUUACUGGACACCUGGCAGGAGAUCUUCCUGUGGCUGGGGGCAGCUGCGAGGGAGCGGACGCAGGAGGCCGUGGCCUGGGGCCGGGAGUACCUGAAGACCCACCCGGCAGGGAGGAGCCUGGCCACGCCCAUCGUGCUGGUCAUGCAGGGCCACGAGCCUCCAACCUUCACUGGAUGGUUCCACACCUGGGACCCCUACAAAUGGACCAACAAUGAGUCAUAUGAAGAGGUGGUGGAAGGCAGCCUGGGAGCCGUACCUGCCAUCUCGGAGAUAACAGCAGAGGUCAACAACUUCCAGCUAUCCAGAUGGCCAGCCCAUGGCAGGGCAGGCCCGCCGGCCCUGUGGGCCCUCAGGGGCUCAGAGGACAGCUCCGAGAAUGAGCUGGAGCUGGGUCCCAAGGCGGGCGGGGGCAAGAGCGCCAGCAGCAGCUGCCACAGCAGCCCCAGACCCACGGUCCGCGGGAGCCUGCCCCGGGAGCAGCUGAUGCACCAGGCUGCUGAGGACCUGCCGGAGGGCGUGGACCCGGCCCACAAGGAGUCCUAUCUCUCAGACUCUGACUUCCAAGAUGUCUUUGGGAAGUCCAAGAAGGAGUUCUACAGCAUGGCCAAGUGGAGGCAGCAGCGGGAGAAGAAGCAGCUCGGCUUCUUCUGAACCCAGGCCCGGCCCCUGCCAGCGCCGUCCUCACGGCCAAGACCGUGGGCACCUCCCCCACACAUAUAUAAGCCCCCGGGGAGGCCCUCCUGGCACUCCCUACUUGGAGACUCCUGGGUCACUAAAAUAAAAGCCUGUGGCCCU